AUGGACACCAAGCACAUCCGUGUAGGCUCAACAAAAGUCCGCACGGGCUGCAUUGUCUGCAAAGCCCGCCGGAUAAAAUGCGACGAGGCGAAGCCCACUUGUCGCAACUGCACCCGCUCUAAACGCGACUGCAGCUACAGCACCAGCAGCCCCCAAGACCCCAAAUCCAGCCUGCGCAUCGUCGUCUACACCCCGCGCGCCAGCUUCGCCACCACCGGCGCCGAAAAGCGCUCGCUGGACUUCUUCCUCGCCCAGAUGCGCUCCCGCUUCCCCAUCCACUUCUCCCGCCCCGUUCUCCAGGCCGCACACCGCGACGACGUCCUCGCCCACGCCGUUAUCGCCCUCGGCGCAAUCCAGCAGGUCUACGAGUACGACGACCCCUCCGCGAUCGGCUCCUGGAGCCCCAUGACCCAGUUCGCAAUGCAGCAGUACGGCAAGGCCCUGCGGUUCCUGCAGGACAGGGUCAUUCUGCACGCGCGCGGACCGGCCUCGGCACAGCCGGAUCUGAUCCUCAUCUCGUGUAUUUUCUUUGCUUGCUUUGAGUGUCUGCGGGGGUCGAACCAGGCUGCGAUUAUCCAUAUGCGGUCUGGGCUAAAUUUACUGCGUGAGUACGAGUCAGAUCCGCGCACGGGAUCUCUGGUCCCGAAACGGACGAUGCGUUCGCUGUUUACGAGGCUGGAUAAUCAGCUUAUUGAGAUGCGCGGGAGUAGUCUGAGUAUGACCUCUCCGCAGGAUAGCUUUGAGGUUGUAGCGUGCGAUCCUGGACCGGAGGAUGAUGUGCAUGAUGCGUUGAAUAGUCUAUGGAACCACAUCCUGCAUGGGAUGUUAGAUUCAGCACGAGCAGUUGCAAAGGGCGAACCAGUAGGAGAGGCAAUUACAACGCCACAGAACGAUGUCAAGGCGAAUAUGAAGGAGCUGCAUGAUAGGUUUAUGCGAGAUCCAAUAGGUUACGGGGUGGAGUAUGGGCAGGACCCAGAUAUCCUGCGGAUUUGGUUCUUGCUCUCGCCGAUGCUGUUGACGGCACAUACGUGGGAUCCAGCGGAUGCAUGGGGCCCGCAUAAUGAUAACUUUGCGAGCAUUGUGGCCUUGGCUGAGGGAUAUCUUGCGCGGUGCGCAGUGAAUCAUCCGAGUCGGAAGCGGACGUUUGGGCUUUCUCUUGGUGUUGUGCCGCCUCUUGUCUUGACGGCCACGCGGUCAAAGGACCCGGAUGUGCAGCAGAAGGCGCUAUACUUGCUGUCUAUAUGUAAUCGGCGCGAGGGGAUCUGGGACUCGACGCUGGCGGUGCAGUUUGCGAGCAAGACGAUUGAGCUGGAUAGGUCUGUUAGCGAUUGGUCGAGUGAGGAGCAGGCGGCUAUGCGACUGAAGAACCGGGCAGCGACUUUUGAUGAUAUUCUUGUUGAUGAUGAGGAUGUACCGCAGCCGGAGCUGGAGGAGGAAUAG
Messenger RNA from Aspergillus puulaauensis, 1440 nucleotides. Its product is annotated as Zn(II)2Cys6 transcription factor. Lineage: Eukaryota; Fungi; Ascomycota; Eurotiomycetes; Eurotiales; Aspergillaceae. Bases 1 to 1440 code for a protein of 479 amino acids. Gene Ontology annotation, biological process: regulation of DNA-templated transcription. The transcript has 2 exons. Gene Ontology annotation, molecular function: DNA-binding transcription factor activity, RNA polymerase II-specific; zinc ion binding. The record is from RefSeq and is a predicted model, not a curated record.